GCAAGGGCCUUCGGUCCUACCACAACUUUCUCUGGCCACCGCCAGCUCCCAGGGAUCCCUCAGCAAUGAGGCAGCUUUUCCACUGCUCAGCACAGGGGCUGGAAGCACAGGAGCGGGAAGAAGGCAAGGGAGGGGUGGACUACAAAAUUCACAUCCCCUCGAAACCUUCCGCAAUCAAAAGACAU
Symbiodinium pilosum is the source of this 185-nucleotide messenger RNA. Lineage: Eukaryota; Dinophyceae; Suessiales; Symbiodiniaceae. The record is from the annotation of a GenBank genome assembly.